AUGAAUCGCGUCCGAAAGGCAGAGAAUGGACCACGUGUCAUUGGUCAAAGCAAAACAGUGGCCGCGGUGGAAAAAAAAAAGUUUUUCUUGCUUUAUUGGUCAUCACAUUUAACACCUCAGAUAUUGGCUACGGUUUCAACAGGCAAGGAUCAGAGAGAUUCGUUUGACAAAAACAAAAUAUUCUCCAUCUCCGUCGACAAGUGUAGGUGUACGGUCAUCCGCCAGAGAUCGGUGAUCCCUAUCACUAACAUCGAUCCGACCUCAAUGCGAAACAACAUCGUCGCAGCUGUGCUAACCAAUCCGGUUAACAGUGCCUACGUGGCUGAAACAUAUGAAUUUCGCAGGCAGUUGAAAGAGUUGCCAGUGGAAGUACAGAUUCGAGAGGACGAAAUGCUAAACCUGUACUUCUAGAAGACCAUCGGAAUACAAAUUGGAUUUAAGCUCUUUGAAUCCGAAGAGCUAUCUCUAUUUUUUCAAGAGAAUAGUCCGGUUGGUCAUGCCCCACAUGAAGCCAUAUUACGAUUUAGGUCGUAUAACCAAAACAAUGUUUAAAUCCUUCGGAAAAUUCAUUGCCAAGAACUUCACCUUUCAUAAUCAUGAUUCAAACGAAAAAACAUUAGCGAGAACGAUGAACGGAUUUUCUCUGUUAUCACGGAAUACAUUUGCAAAUUUGAAGAUAUCAAUAGCCACUUCAUUGCGCAGUAGUAAAUAGGCGCUUUCUAUUUUUUCAAAUCCUGCUGAAAACUAUAGAAUGACUUGCACACCCAUUGUAUUUCUAAUCACACACUAUUUUACAUUUGAUCACAAUACUUAAGCUUGUAUUUACUAUACCAGACUAAUCUUUAAUUGAUAUUGUAUUUUAAAACCUAUAUUUACCAGUUAGUAGAUUCGAAGGUUUACAGACAUUUUCAUUUAGUUGCAUUUUAUGUACUAACGAUUUUUGUCCUUCAUUGUCGUUGGCUAUUGUUUUACUACCUUUAUAAUGAACGAUUACUGUUAAACAAUUUCCUAAUUUUUUCUUUUUUACCCGUUAUUUAUAACGGGGCCCAUUGGUCAAUAAAAAAGGAAAAC
Messenger RNA from Sipha flava (yellow sugarcane aphid), 1071 nucleotides. RefSeq lists its product as uncharacterized. The transcript has 4 exons. Bases 1 to 411 code for a protein of 136 amino acids. The record is from RefSeq and is a predicted model, not a curated record. NCBI's taxonomy places the organism in Eukaryota, Metazoa, Arthropoda, Insecta, Hemiptera, Aphididae.